Messenger RNA from Penicillium nucicola, 1653 nucleotides. RefSeq lists its product as uncharacterized. The record is from RefSeq and is a predicted model, not a curated record. The transcript has a single exon. Lineage: Eukaryota; Fungi; Ascomycota; Eurotiomycetes; Eurotiales; Aspergillaceae. Bases 1 to 1653 code for a protein of 550 amino acids.
AUGGCCAUGGAGUCUAACGGCCUUAUUUUCGACGAGGCCCAAUAUCGCCAGGAUGUACUCCACCUCUCUUCAUUAGAAGCCGAACAAGCGCGGGCGCAACAGCUGGCUGACCAAGCCCGGCAACUGGGCGUGAAGAUCCCAGAAAUGGAAGCAACAGCGCCGUUGUCUGCCUCGAUCGCAUCAGGUUUACUGGAGCUUUCGUCGCCGGUUCUCUCGUCGGGCUCGUCAACCGAUCGCAUCUCUGUCUACGAUGGCUCUGCCACCCCGUCGCAUGAUUCCGGUUCUCCGUCAACCUCGGCGCUGGAUCAGGUUGUUUCGUCGCUGUCGGAGAUCACAAUCGCUUCCGAUCAUUUCAAGCCUGGCAGUACGCGCUCGCUGGCGUCGCUGUCUACCCGGCCUACCUCUCUCUGCUCGAGUGAAGGGAGAAUGGGACUCGCUGGGCAUAGAUACCUUGAUUCUGCCGAGGGGAAAUCGCAUCGUCAUUCGAUGCUGAGUGUCGCAUCUGCGGACAAGAAAGAGAGACGGCGCAGUAGUAUAAAAUCUGCCAUUGGCCGGAUUCAUUUUCGCAAGAAGCGCACUUCCCCGCCCCUCGUCAUGUCUCCUGACUCGCGAAUCGCCGUCCCCACGAAUGAUAAAGGCGUGGAACGGGUCUACACCGAGCCUACGCUUGACUCUAAUACUCCCGACGAUGGAGAUAUUCCUCCGGCCAUCCCUCGUCCUCCCAAGCGAACCACCGAAGCCCCUCUUCCCAAGCUGAGGAUUCCUUUGUUCAACAAAGAAGCAUUACAGCGAAGCGCGGAUGAUCCCGAGCUAAGUGAAUUGCACAAGAAGCAUGAGAUCGAAAAGAAUCGUCACCUAGCUUUCCAAGAGACCGCUCUGAACAGCCUCCGGCGCCGGCACCAAGAUGCUGUAUCUGAAAAGCGGUCCGAGAACGAGCGCACGGAGGAAGAGAAGCGUGAAAAGAACAUCGACGAUAUCGUUCGACUGGAAGAACGGCAACUUGCAGUUGAAAUCGAACAGCAACGAGAGUUCGACCGUGCCAAGAUGAACUCGGCCACUCGCAUCAAACACAUGGAGGGCUAUUUCCGCAACGCUAGUCCACCACCCUCCCCCUCCAUCACAGCAACAACGACUGGACGGUCAUCAGGGUCAUUCUCAGACUCUGCUUCGACCCCGCCAGCCCGCCAAUUCACUCGGCAACACAUGGAACAGCUUGAACAGCAAUACCACGAUCAUGAGUCCAUGGACCAGCUCCACGAUGCCCGCAUCAAAGUCCUCCGAGACCGCCAAGAAGUCAAGCUCCAAGAAACCACGGCGCGCCUAGAAAAGGACCUGAAUACGAUGUGCAAGCAACACAAGCAGAAUAUCACUACCCUCCAGCAGGCGCAACAAACCGAAGAAGCAUCCCUCAACCGGAUCAUGGACUCCAAGAAGACCUCUCUAUGUGACCGCUGGCAGCUGGAAGAAGCUAUCCUCCGCCGGACCCUUGAAUUGCGAAAUGGACAAUUAUACGGCCCCCUACCACGAAUCUCAUUCACAAACGCUACAUCCGACAUCGAUACCCCCGUCACCACUACUGUCCCGGGAUCCUCGCCUCUGGGAGCAUCGAGUACCCCAGACACAAUUGGUCCUCAGGAUGGCGUGGCGCCCUAA